AUUUUGAAUAUGUCAAUUCAUUAAAAGUGUACGAACCUAAACAAAUUGUGAUCUACAAGCAGUUCAAUGAAACUACUUCGCAUCAAGUAAACAUAGAGCAUUUUGAAUCAUCUCGUUUUGGAAUUUUCAUCAUGUUCAAUUUUCGGAAUUCUAUUUCAUCCUGUUGAGUAUAUAUUUAACUUUUUCUUUAUAAUAGACUUUAUCAUUUUAGAUCAAUAAUAGCUUAUAAUAAUUUACUUGUUUAAAUUGAACAAAUUGAAAAUUAUGCGUUGUUUUAGCAUUUUAAUAUCAGGGUUCACAUACAUUUAAUGAUAAGCUAUCAAUAUGUCUGUUUAUUGUAUUUUAAUAAAUUAAGUAUCGAAUUAUAGUUAGAUAUAGUGUUUGGAAUUUGUAUAAUCUACCCUUUUGUUGUAUUUAGGACUAUGAUAUUUGAACAUUAUAGAAUGAAAGAUGUUAGAAUUGAAGUGUUAUAUCGAGCCAGUAUAUUUCAUAAGGCUCGUUAUAACCUUUCGAUUUCAGGAUCUCCUUUCAAUGCAUCCAACACUCAAAUGAUAAUUUGUACUAUUAUUAAUUGUACAUAGCCAUAUUGACAUUAAGGUAAAUGCUUAUCACUGUAAAUUGAAUGUUUGACUACUACAAAAAAAAUGUUACCUAGGUCCAUAAAUGUCUUUAAUAUUUACUAGCUUUAUGAAUUUAAAAAGUUUCUUUCAAUCUCAAUCUAUAACUGUUGUUUUGUAACCACUAAUGCGGGUAUGCAUUAAAUNAUAUUGACAUUAAGGUAAAUGUUUAUCACUGUAAAUUUAAUGUUUGACUACUACAAUAGAAAUGUUACCUAGGUCGAUAAAUAUCUUUAAUAUUUACUAGCUUUAUGAAUUUAAAGAGUUUCUUUCAAUCUCAAUCUAAAACUGUUGUUUUGUAACCACUUAUGCGGGUAUGCAUUAAAUUUUAUCACAAUUUACCCAAUUUUUAAUGUAAAGACUAUAUGAUAAUGGAAGAAACAACAUAUCAUCUGUUUUGAAAAGAACAACAUGUGUACAAUUAGAUUAAUUGAUCUUCAAAUUGAAGGGUUAUCUCUGUUGUGUAUAAUUCAUAUGCUGGAAAUAUUCUGUCAAUUGAAGAUUUUUUAUGNUUAUAAUGUAAAGACUAUAUGAUAAUGGAAGAAACAACAUAUCCUCUGUUUUAAAAAGAAAAACAUGUGUACAAUUAAAAUAAUUGAUCUUCAAAUUAAAGGGUUAUCUCUGUAGUGUAUAAUUCAUAUGCUGAAAAUAACCUGUCAAUUUGAAGAUUUUUUAUGCAAUUUUUUAUCAACUAAUUGCUCUUUAUGCAAUUAAAGAUCGUCUACAGCUAUCUAAGUAAUUUAUUUUUUUAUAAUUUUUUAUCAUGUUGACUGUUUAUUUUUUCUAAAACCGUAAAAUCAAUGUGUAAAUUUCUAAACAUUGUGAAAUUAUUUAUAUUUGUAUAAUUUACAUGUGCUCCUUAUAUUAGAUUUAUUCUAAUUUUGUUUUUUCUUUCAGAUUUUGAAUAUGUCAAUUCAUUAAAAGUGUACGAACCUAAACAAAUUGUGAUCUACAAGCAGUUCAAUGAAACUACUUCGCAUCAAGUAAACAUAGAGCAUUUUGAAUCAUCUCGUUUUGGAAUUUUCAUCAUGUUCAAUUUUCGGAAUUCUAUUUCAUCCUGUUGA
Cinara cedri is the source of this 1681-nucleotide messenger RNA. The record is from the annotation of a GenBank genome assembly. NCBI's taxonomy places the organism in Eukaryota, Metazoa, Arthropoda, Insecta, Hemiptera, Aphididae.